Molecule: messenger RNA, 4154 nt
Organism: Orycteropus afer afer
Lineage: Eukaryota; Metazoa; Chordata; Mammalia; Tubulidentata; Orycteropodidae
Gene: KIF2A
Product: kinesin family member 2A
Biological process (GO): microtubule-based movement
Molecular function (GO): microtubule binding; microtubule motor activity; ATP binding
Source: RefSeq, a predicted model, not a curated record
CCAACGUCGGCUCUCGGGCGGGCGGCGCGGGCCCUCCCACUGUCUCCCGCGCCGCCUCACCGUCCUGGCCCUCGCUUCACCCCGACGCCCCGGUGUGCCCGUCCUCCCGCCGGCCUCUGGCCGGGCGCUUCCGCCUGCUCCGCCGCUGCUUCUCGCGGCCCCAGCUUGCGUUCACUCUGUCGCCUGGGCCAGCGCGGCCGCGGGCAACCGCUCCCCCUCCCACACCUACCCCGCCCCCUCUCUGCUUUUUCCGUUCUCCGGUCCCCCUCCCUCGGCCCGCAGCCGCAGCUCCAGAUGAGGUGAUGGCAGCGUCCAACUUCGGCAAGAUCCAAAUCGGGAUUUACGUAGAGAUCAAACGGAGCGAUGGUCGAAUACAUCAAGCAAUGGUAACAUCUUUAAAUGAAGAUAAUGAAAGUGUAACUGUUGAAUGGAUAGAAAAUGGAGAUACAAAAGGCAAAGAGAUUGACCUGGAGAGCAUCUUUUCACUUAACCCUGAUCUCGUACCCGAUGAAGAAAUUGAACCCAGUCCGGAAACACCUCCACCUCCAACAUCUUCAGCCAAAGUAAACAAAAUUGUAAAGAAUCGUCGGACUGUGGCUGCUAUUAAGAAUGACCCUCCUCCAAGAGAUAAUAGAGUGGUUGGUUCUGCACGUGCACGGCCUAGUCAACUUCCUGAGCAGUCUUCCUCUGCACAACAGAAUGGUAGUGUUUCAGAUAUAUCUCCAGUUCAAGCUGCAAAAAAGGAAUUUGGACCCCCUUCACGAAGAAAAUCUAAUUGUGUGAAAGAAGUAGAAAAAUUACAAGAAAAGCGAGAGAAAAGGAGACUGCAACAGCAAGAACUUAGAGAAAAGAGAGCCCAGGAUGUUGAUGCUACAAACCCAAAUUAUGAAAUUAUGUGUAUGAUCAGAGACUUCAGAGGAAGUUUGGAUUAUCGACCAUUAACAACAGCAGAUCCUAUUGAUGAACAUAGAAUAUGCGUUUGUGUAAGGAAACGACCACUCAAUAAAAAAGAAACGCAAAUGAAAGAUCUUGAUGUAAUCACAAUUCCUAGUAAAGAUGUUGUGAUGGUACACGAACCAAAACAAAAAGUAGACUUAACAAGGUACCUAGAAAACCAAACAUUUCGUUUUGAUUAUGCCUUUGAUGACUCAGCUCCUAAUGAAAUGGUUUAUAGGUUUACAGCCAGACCACUUGUGGAAACUAUAUUCGAAAGAGGAAUGGCUACAUGCUUUGCCUAUGGGCAAACUGGAAGUGGAAAAACGCACACUAUGGGUGGUGACUUUUCAGGAAAGAACCAGGAUUGUUCUAAAGGGAUUUAUGCAUUAGCAGCUCGAGAUGUCUUUUUAAUGCUAAAGAAGCCGAACUAUAAGAAAUUAGAACUUCAAGUAUAUGCAACCUUUUUUGAAAUUUAUAGUGGAAAGGUGUUUGACUUGCUAAAUAGGAAAACAAAAUUAAGAGUGCUAGAAGAUGGAAAACAGCAGGUUCAAGUGGUGGGAUUACAGGAACGCGAAGUUAAAUGUGUUGAAGAUGUACUUAAACUCAUUGAUAUAGGCAACAGUUGCAGAACAUCCGGUCAAACAUCUGCAAAUGCACAUUCAUCUCGGAGCCAUGCAGUAUUUCAAAUUAUUCUUAGAAGGAAAGGAAAACUCCAUGGCAAAUUUUCUCUCAUUGAUUUGGCUGGAAAUGAAAGAGGAGCUGAUACUUCGAGUGCAGACAGGCAAACUAGGCUUGAAGGUGCUGAAAUUAAUAAAAGCCUUUUAGCACUCAAGGAGUGCAUCAGAGCCUUAGGUAGAAAUAAACCUCACACUCCUUUCCGAGCAAGUAAACUCACUCAGGUGUUAAGAGAUUCAUUCAUAGGUGAAAACUCUCGUACCUGCAUGAUUGCCACAAUCUCUCCAGGGAUGGCAUCUUGUGAAAAUACUCUUAAUACAUUAAGAUACGCAAAUAGAGUAAAGGAGUUUGGAAUUAGUCCAUCAGACAUUCCCUUCUCACAGGGUAGUGGCAGUCGCCCUGAUCUCUCUCCUUCUUAUGAGUAUGACGACUUUUCUCCUUCGAUUACCAGGGUGAAAGAAUUGACUGUGGAUCCAACUGCUGCUGGUGAUGUUCGUCCAAUAAUACACCACCCACCAAAUCAGAUUGAUGACUUAGAGACACAGUGGGGUGUGGGGAGUUCCCCUCAGAGAGAUGAUUUAAAACUUCUUUGUGAACAAAAUGAAGAAGAAGUUUCUCCACAAUUGUUUACUUUCCAUGAAGCUGUCUCACAAAUGGUAGAAAUGGAAGAACAAGUUGUAGAAGAUCACAGAGCAGUGUUCCAGGAAUCUAUUCGAUGGUUAGAAGAUGAAAAAGCUCUCCUAGAGAUGACGGAAGAAGUAGACUAUGAUGUAGAUUCAUAUGCUACACAACUUGAAGCUAUUCUUGAGCAAAAAAUAGACAUUUUAACUGAGCUACGGGAUAAAGUGAAAUCUUUUCGUGCAGCUCUACAAGAAGAAGAACAGGCCAGCAAGCAAAUCAAUCCGAAGAGACCCCGUGCCCUUUAAAUCUGCAUUGCUGCUAAAGGAUCCCAGAACCUCAUUACUUCAGCAAGCAGUGGUUCAGCUGUAAGGGCCAUUUGAAAGUUUGAAAUUUUAAGUGUCUGUGGAAAAUGUCUUGUCCUUCACAUGAAUGACAUUUCAAUUCUGUGAAACACUCCUUUGUCUACAAAAUGCUUCCAGUCCAGGAGGCACAACCAAGAAUUGGGAUUGGUGAAGCAUUUUUGUUUCAUUUAUGCAAAUAAUAUUUUACUUUGGAGAACAUUGCCAAUUUUAUUUUCUAUAUGAUGAAUUAAAGAUUGUGGACUUGAUCCACAGGUAGUUGGGGAAAACCACAGCAUUUCCUUUUAACUCUGUUCAAUUUUUGUAGCAAGACUGAGCGGUUUUAAAUUCUUUACGUGCAUGCUUACCUCAUCAGUAAUUGUACAUACCUUGCCCUCUCUCGGAGACAGCUGUGCUCACCUCUUCCUGCUUUGUGCCUUGACUAAGGCUACUGACCCUAAAUUUCUGAAGCACAGCAAAGAUAAAUUACAUUCCUUAUUUGUCAUUGUAAAUUACCUUUAUUGUGUGUACAUUUUUACUGUAUUUGAGACAUUUUUUGUGUGUGACUAGUUAAUUUUGCAGGAUGUGCCAUAUCAUUGAAUGGAACUAAAGUCUGUGACAGUGGACAUAGCUGCUGGGCCAUUCCAUCUUAUAUGUAAAGAAAUCUGGAAUUAUGAAUUUUAAAACCAUAUAACGUGGUUAUAAUUUCUUAGCUUUUUUUCUUUGUAAAGAACUAAAAUAUAAACUAGUUGGUGUAUAAUAAAAAGUAAUGAAAUUCUGAGAAGAGUUUUAUCUUAGGAUAAUACAUAUAUAUGCAGUGUGUGUUCCAGUGUUGUAUUAACAAGACUAAUAGUGCAAUUUGAUCCUUACCAAUACCAUUACUUAAGUUGAAGUAUCCAUUAGCAUCCAAAAAUGUAUCCUUUUAAUGUUCUGUUAAAGGAAUUGGCUUCUGCUGCAUGAACAUUUACAUGUACAUUGAAAAUAGUCCACAGUAGAGCUGUUAGUUCAAGCCAAGUGUAAACAGUACCUUACAACCUUAAUAAUUCAGCUAAAAAAAAAAUUGAUUUUGCCUUAAAAGGCAGAGAUCUAACCCAAGCUUCAUCCAAACCUAAUAUGUGAUGUUUCACCUUUAUAUGGGGAAAAUCAAGAAAUUCUCACCAGUAGAUUGUUGUAGGGUAUGCUACUUUUCUAAAUGGCAGCACUUAUUUUUACAGAUUGCUACUCCAGGGAAGAAAAACUGGCCACUUCUCAUGUAAAUAUUUUGUUAAAAGAUUUAUAUUUCUCUCUAGGAGUUUUCCCUCAGUUCUCAAGAUAGCAUCCAGGAGUAGAUUAACUGUAACAACAAAAAAGACUCCCAAGGAUAUCCUUUUUUGAUUUACUAUAGGGAACUAUUAGCUCAUUCUUAUGGGCCCAAAGGAAAGCUAUGAAUAGAGAGUCUUAUGAGCCAGAUACUCCACUGUUCAUAGAAAUCACAUGGUAGUUGUGAGAAAUCCUAACACCACAGUAAAAAGCUCCUGCUCUGUAAACAUGAAAUCUAAAACAAAUGUAGAUUUUUCAAUGUGAUUAUUAAUAAAUCUGUGGAAU